Acytostelium subglobosum LB1 is the source of this 2241-nucleotide messenger RNA. RefSeq lists its product as hypothetical. Gene Ontology annotation, biological process: intracellular distribution of mitochondria. The transcript is spliced from 2 exons. Lineage: Eukaryota; Evosea; Eumycetozoa; Acytosteliales; Acytosteliaceae. Gene Ontology annotation, cellular component: cytoplasm. Gene Ontology annotation, molecular function: mRNA binding. Bases 1 to 2241 code for a protein of 746 amino acids. The record is from RefSeq and is a predicted model, not a curated record.
AUGUACUUUGUGUCAUUUAAUGAUGGUAGCGAUGGUGAUGACGUUAUAACUGUCAACAACAACAACAACAAUGUUAAUAUAGAUCAACAACAACAACAACAGCAGCAGGGUAGUGAUGAAGUCAUCACACCUUAUGUAUCAUCUAAAUCAAAGAAGAAGAAGAAGACUCCAUCAUCAACAGCAUCAUCAUACAUAACAAAUACAGCUACUACACCAACCUCAUCAUCUACACCUUCAUCGAAUAAUAAUAGUCCCAAACAUCCAGGCUAUAUAACAAAGAAGGGUGGCAAGGGAUACAGGCAGCAACAGCAACAGGUGGCUAUACCAAUUGUAAAGAAUGAACCUAUUGCACAACUUGAUCAAUCACCAUCUUUGCAGACGGUGAACUCCACAUCGACUUCGACUACUACAACACAAACACAAACAUCCACUACAUCGACAACGACGACACAAAUACAAACACAAACAACAAGACAUGGUAUCAAUGAUGGUGCUGGCUCAGAUGGCUCGGAGGGCUUAGAAGGCUCACUACCAUCAUUUCAGGAGCAGGGUAUAUACUUCUCCUCCGAUCGAAUAGACACGCCAUCUCCAUCACACCUACAACCCGCUGUCAAGCUCGAGACCUUGGUAUCGACGCUCUCAUUGAACGAACACAAUGAUGAGGACACUUCCGCACAGUUCACUGCUGCGGUGGCUCAUCUCAAGGCCAAGCAAGCUACCACGACAUCAUCAACAACAUCAACAUCAACGUCAACAUCAAGCUAUGACAAUGUUGAUGCCUACAGCAGCUAUGGCAACGCCCCAGCGAUCAAAUCAAUAUCAAGCCAAGAGAUGUAUAUUAAUGAGCGACUAAAGAAUGAGCGAAGCGCGGCAGCGGCAGCGGCGGCCCUCGGAGGCCUGUCACAGACAUCGACCAACUAUGACAAUGGACCCUCUUCGACCACUGCCUCAAUCACACCCGACGUGGGCGGCAAGUAUGGCCUGGGCAUUGGGUGGAACGAGAAGUUCCAACGACUGCUGCUGCUGCCCGAGGACGACCUCGACAAGAAGUACGUCAAGUACAAGCAUCUGUCCUCGCUCAGCAAGGACUUCUUGCACGCUGCGAUCACAUAUGGCAAGAUCAUCAUUGAGGAGGCAUUCAUUGACACGCGCUUCAAGACCAUCAUGUCCGUGCCCAGUCUUGGUGGACAGGCUGGAGGCGAGAAGUACGUCUACAAUGGCAUUCUGUUCAAGUUCGCUUCCGACUGGAUCAAGAUCUAUGGCAACGACGAGUUCUCAAUGAAGGCGGGCGGCCACGAGCUCAAGUCCGUCAUGCGUUACUAUGGUUGCGAGGGCAUUCACGUGCCACUGAUGGCGCUGCUGGACUAUCGUGGCUUCAGACUGGUGGCCAUGUCCAUUCUGCCAAUCGUGCCAAAGAAGACCAUUGUCUAUGGUAGCGCGGACGGUGGCAAGAGCGUGGUGGCGGCACGCGGCGAAGUGUUUGACCGCAUGAAGGCCGCGGCUGAGAAGCUGAACAUCAAGGGCCAUCUCUGUGGAAUUGGCGAGCGCAAGGAGUUCCUAUAUGGUCCCACCGACAUUGAGGGCCACAUUGGUCGCGACGACCUUUUCUACGUGUUGGACUUUGCACGUGUCUUCCCACCCACUGCCGACAGCCAUGUGGACGAGGCAUUCUUGUACCGCCUGUUCCGACCCGAGUUUGUGCAGACCUAUCACACGCCACUGAGCAGCGACGCCUACUCGCCCUUUGGCAAGGUGGACGCCGUGUCUAUGUCCGUGAACAAUCAGGAGGUGCUCGAAGCCACUAAGCACCUGUUCAAUACAUGCAUCCCCACGGUUGCCCGCUGGAUGGACGCACAUGUCAAGGAGGUGCAGUGGUAUCAGCAUCUGACAGAGAUCAUACAUCGCGAGGGCAUCAACGUGCGCUACCUAGGCAUUGUGCGUCAGCAUGUGACCGACCCAACUCUCAAGCGCAUCCUGCUCACCGAGAUUGUUGCGCGAGUCUUUAAGAACAUCAUCAGAGAGGAUCUACGCAAGAAGAUGAAGGAGCUCAAGUCGAUUGAGGCCGACUCCUACAUCCAAGUUGUCAUGGACUUCUUCAACGUCAUCCUCGGCGAUCCAACGCACCAACACGAGAAGCUCUGGUUCCAAGACAUCAAGCAUGAGAUCCUUCGUCGAUUCGAUAACUCGCUAUUCCCAAAUGGUAACGUGUCGCAUGCACGAGCAAUGACUGGUAUAGACUGA